Molecule: messenger RNA, 4770 nt
Organism: Raphanus sativus (radish)
Lineage: Eukaryota; Viridiplantae; Streptophyta; Magnoliopsida; Brassicales; Brassicaceae
Product: disease resistance-like protein DSC2
Biological process (GO): signal transduction; defense response
Molecular function (GO): protein binding; ADP binding; ATP hydrolysis activity
Source: RefSeq, a predicted model, not a curated record
UUUUAUAAUCGUCCACUCCACUCGUCUCUUCUGGUAAAAUUAAAAAAAGGGGAGGAGCAAUUUCGUUGUAUCUUCCAUGAUUCUUCCUCUUUACUCGUCUCUUCUGAUCUAAUUACUCUGUCUUUGGAUUCUUUUGUGUAUUUUUGCUGAAAAAUCACUGUGAUCCCUAGUUAAUGGCUUCUUCUUCUCUCACUUGGAUGCAUGAUGUCUUCCCGAGCUUCUGUGGAGGAGACGUGCGCAAAAACUUUCUAAGUCACUUGCUGGUAAAGCUCGAAAGCAAAGGAAUCAGGCCGUUCAUUGACAAUAACAUUGAGCGAGGCCAGUCCAUCGGUCCGGAGCUCGUAAAAGCGAUCAGAGAAUCAAGGGUUGCUAUUGUCUUGCUCUCCCGUAACUACUCUUCUUCCAGCUGGUGUUUGGAUGAGUUGGUGGAAAUCAUGAAUUGCAGGGAAAGGGAUCAACAGAAAGUGAUAACUAUUUUCUACGGAGUGGAUCCAUCUGAUGUUAGGAACCAGACGGGAGACUUUGGAGACGCCUUUGAUGAAACUUGUGAGGGAAGAACAGAAGAUGUGAAGGAGGCAUGGAAGAAAGCUUUGAACGCAGUCGCCAGUAUCGCUGGUUAUCACUCUCGCAACUGGGACAAUGAAGCUAAGAUGAUUGACGAAAUUGCGGGAGAUCUUAUGAAAGUGUUGGGGAUUACACCAUCAAAAGAUUUUGAUGACUUUGUUGGCAUGGAAGCUCGUAUUACGGAGAUAAAUUCCUUGUUGAGCCUACAAUCAAAUGAUAAAGUUAAGAUCAUAGGGAUCUUGGGUCCUGCUGGGAUUGGUAAGACGAGCACUGCCAGAGCUUUGUACCACCGAUUCUCUCGUGGUUUUGAGUACAGCACGUUUAUUGAGGAUAUCAGAGGAAGUAGAGAGAUGCCUUCUCUCGGUGGCUCCCAUCAUCAGUUUCAGUUGGACUGUCAGAAAGAGUUACUGUCUCGGAUUUUUAACCAAAAGGAUAUUAAGGUUGAGCACUUGGGAGUGGCUAAACAAAAGCUGAGUGACAAGAAAGUGUUGAUCGUUCUUGAUGAAAUGGACUGCUUGUUGAAACUUGAGGCAAUGGCAAAGAAGCCUGAUUGGUUUGGUCCUGGAAGUAUGAUUAUCAUUACAACCGAAGAUAGAACCCUUCUCAAGGCACAAAACAUCAAAUGUGUUUACGAUAUCAAACUUCCAGAUGGAGUUGAGGCGUUUCAGAUCUUCUGCAAAUAUGCUUUCCCUCAAAAGUCUCUAGAUUAUGGUCCUAAGACGAGAACUGCCAGAGCUUUGCACGACCAAUUCUCUCUUGAUAUCAGAGGAACUCUUGAGAUGUCUUCUCGCCCUGGCUCCGAGGCAUUUGAGAUCUUCUCCCAAUAUGCUUUCGAUCAAAAGUCUCUAGAUUAUGGUCCUAAGACAAGAAAUGCCACAGCUUUGCACAACCAAUUCCCUCUUGAUCUCAUAGGAAGUCUUGAGAUGUCUUCUGUCGAUCAGACCUCCGGCCAAUAUGUUUUCGGUCCAAAGUCUAUAUAUUUUGAUCCUAAGACGAGAACUGCCACCGCUCCGCACAACCAAUUCUCUCUUGGUCUCGUAGAAAGCCUUGAGAUGUCUUCUCUCCCUGGCUCCGAUUAUAUAUUUGAUUAUAGGUAUGAUUUUUAUGAGCUUGCUCGGGAAGUUACUGAACUUGCUGGUCAUCUUCCGCUAGGCCUGAGAGUCUUGGGAUCGUCUCUACGAGGAAAGUCCAGGGACGAGUGGAUAAAUGCGAUACCAAGGCUCAAGUCUAGCCUUCACGAAGGAAUUGAAUCAAUUCUAAUGUUUGGCUACAACGGCUUACGUGAUGAUAAAGAAGCUCUUUUUCUGUAUGUUGCAUGUCUCUUUGUUGGUUUCGAGGUUGAUCGCGUUAAACGUGUUCUUGAAGAUUGUAAUUUACAAGUCGACCAUGGGCUUCAGAACUUAGAGCAGAAAAGUCUCAUGUCCACAGAAUAUGGAUACGUAAAGAUGCACACGUUACUGCAACAAAUGGGUAGAGAUAUUGUCAUGAAAGAGUCUUUGAAGGAGCCUGGAAAGCGACAGUUCUUAAUGGAUACCAAGGAUAUUUCCGAAUUACUUGAAGAUGAAGAAGAUACUGGUACUAAAAAAGAAGUUUUAGGCAUAAAGCUAAAAACUUUAUUGUCAUGGAGAGAGGAUAUCCAAAUAAGUAAAAGUGCCUUCCAAGGGAUGAAGAAUCUCCAGUUUCUACUAGUCGAUUCUGAUAACGUGCGCAUACCCGAAGAAGGCCUCAGCUGUCUUCCCGACAAACUCAGACUUCUAGAGUGGCCCAGUUGUCCAUUGACAUAUUUGCCUUCCAAGUUCUCUGGCAAGUUUCUUGUCGAACUUAUCAUGACAGAAAGCAAACUUGAGAAGCUUUGGGAAGGAAUCAAGCCUCUCCAGCGCCUCAAGCGGAUGGUUUUGAGUAAUUCUUGGUAUCUGAAAGAGAUUCCAGAUCUAUCAAAUGCAACGAGUCUCGAGGAACUAGAUCUUCAUGGCUGCAGAAGUUUGUUAGAGCUCACAAGCACUAUUGGCUAUGCCACUAAGCUUAAAAGGUGUAAACUUAGCGAUUGCUUUCGUUUGAAGGAGCUCCCCUCUUCUAUGGGUAGGCUAAUCAAUCUCGAGGAAUUGGAUCUCACGAGCACGGGUUUGAAAGAACUUGAAAAACUCAGUGGUUGCUUGAGGUUGAAAGAAGUCAAUCUGAGCUGGACUGCCAUAUGGGAAGUGCCAUCAUCAUCAAUCAGAUCUAACUGGUCUUGUCUUAAUAAAUUGGAUAUGUCUGGGUGUAUAAACCUCAAGGUGUUCCCAAAUGUUCCUGGCAGCAUUAAAGAGUUGGUGUUGUGCAGGACAGGGAUAGAGGAAAUUCCUCCAUGGAUUGAGAAUCUGUCUCGUUUGCGUAAACUAAUUAUGUAUGGAUGCAAGAAGCUGAAGAUAUCUCCGAAUAUUUCCAAGUUGGAGAAUCUUGAGUUUCUUGAUCUACGUAAGAAUGGUGAAAGUGAGCAUGAUAAAGUGAAACUUAUAUAUGUAUCUGAAGCAGUAAUCAAGUGGGAGGGCCCUGACUCUAAGCGCAGUUGGACAUUACUAUCACACUUCGAAGAACAUUACACUUUACCGAGAUGUCUACCCGCGAAGGCGCCUACAUUAUUUAUAAGGAGUUAUCGUCUCAAAACAAUUCCAGAUUGCAUCAGACGUCUCUCGCGACUAACUAAGCUUGACGUCACAGGAUGCCCAGAUCUCGCAGCACUUCCACCGCUUCCAGAAUCCCUUCUCUCCCUAGAUGCAAAAGGUUGUAGAAAAUUAGAGAGAAUAGACUCUUAUUUUCAAAAUCCAAAUAUUUGCCUAAACUUUGCUGGCUGCAUCAGCCUGGAUCAAAAUGCGAAAGAGCUCAUCUACACAUCAGACUGCAAAUAUGCGCUCUUACCGGAUAAAAAAGUGCCUGCACAGUUCCCUCACCAAGCUACUUCAGGUUCCCUGACGAUCAAUCUGACUCCAAGACCUCUUCCUUCAUCCUUGAGAUUCAAAGCUUGCAUCUUUCUGUCAAGAAGCAAAAUUAUUUUAGAGAAAGAGAAACUACUGAUGGGUGGUGUUGCUUGUCGUGUCAUGGGUAAACAGAAUGGCCUCACUAUCCAAUAUGGAUCUAAUCAGCACCAUAUUCCAUGUAGAUAUGACGGAUAUAGAGACCAUCUGUAUAUAUUUGAAGAUUCUUUCUGUCUAAACCAGGAUUGCCCUCAAGCCGGAGAAGGCACUUUGAGCAAGCUUGUGUUUGAGUUCAUAGGCAAUGGUAACUUCUGGAAGGUGAAAGGCUGUGGUGUACGACUUUUGGUCUCUGAUUGUACUAUUGAUGAAAAUGAAAGUGAAGAUGAAAAUGAAAAUGAAAGUGAAGAUGAAUCUAGGAUCGAGCGAGGUGUAGAAGUGCCUGUACACUUCACUUACAAAGCUACUUCAGAUUCCCUAACCAUCAAUCAGAUUCCACAAACUCUUCCUCCAUCCCUUAGAUUCAAAGCUUGCAUCUUGCUGGCAAGGGUCAAUAUUAAUAUCCAGGAUUAUUUAGAGAGUGUUUCUUGGAGCUUCAGUGAUCUCUUUGGUGAAGAUGAAGAUAAUUUAUUGAUGUGUGUGUCUUGUAGGUUUAGGGGUAAACAGAAUGGCCUGGCUGUCCAAUAUGGAUCACACGAGCGCGACAUGCCUUGUAUAAGUGGAUCGGAGGAACGUCUGUAUACAUUUGAAGAUUCUUUCUGUCUAGACCAGGAUUUCCCUCAAGCCGAAGAUACCACUUUUAACGAGCUUGAGUUUGAGUUCAAAGUUGUUCAUAAAUAUUGGAAGGUGAAAGCUUGUGGUGUACAAAUUUUGGAGGACAAAGAAGAAACUAGAAGUGACAAGGAUGAAGAUGAUGAAGCUGGUGAUGGUGAUAAUGAUGGGGUUGAGGAGGAUAUAAAGGAUGAUGUAGAUAAAACUCAAGAAGGAGAAGAAUCUAGACGUGAUGAUGAUGCAGAGACAAGAAGCAAGAAACGAAUGAGGUUCAGCCUUCCGUAGAUAUAUGGAACUGUCAUAUUGUUAUAUAUAAUUUUGUGAUUCUGUUCAGAUUAAUCUAAACACCCAGGGACAAUCAAUCUGGGGUUUAUUAAGAUUCCAAGAAAAUAAUUGGACUUUAACAGUAAUAGCAAAGUUGCGUUUUAAGAACAAUUUAUGUUUCAAGUUAUUCAUUUUGAAGAUGCAUGAUUGUUGGUUUGGUAAA